AUUUUAAAUUGCAAAUUGAUCACAUUAUUUUUCUAUAUAUGUAUGCGUUCAUUUUUUUUUUAUUUUAUUCAAACAUUUACAUUGAAAGCUGCAUAUUAAAUUAUUUGAACGCAAAUUGAAAGAAAUUAAAUAAAUAUAAUCUGACUGAUAUAUUGACUGGAAUUAAUAUUACGGUAUGUAUUGUGUUCCUAAAGGUAAUAAGAAGCGGCUUAACAAAACCAAAAAGAAUAACAGAAGUAUCAACCGAACUUAAAUGCUGAGAAAUGAACACCAUGUUGGGAAUAAGAGUGGUCAUCCUCACCAUUUUGUGUUCAACAACUACGGCUACAGCGACACCAACGACCCCACCAACAACAACAACGGACUCGCAGACUAGCUCCGGUCAAAACUCGACAACAGUGAUCAUGACAAGUGUCUCGGUCACAACGGCUGAUCAUAAACUGACUUGCCCAGAACCAAAGCCGAUCAUUGGAGGCGCUAUCAUAUCUAACGGACCUUACUACGCAAACGCAACGAAAGUGGUGUUCGAUUGUUUCUCUGGUUAUUGGAUGAGCGGACCCAGCAGUGUUUUGUGCUCUCCAGGGGGAACUUGGGACCUCAACUUAACACAAUGUGUGCCGAUAAAUAACCAGCCUUACGUGCACACUGAACUUACAAUCCAGAACGAAAGUCAAGUGUUGCCCUACUGGUUGAUGAUAGUGCUGUGUGUAACCUUCGGUCUCCUGUGUCUUCUACUGCUAGCCUGUGUGGUGGCGCUGUGCAUGAAGAUGUGUGGAUGUUGGCAACUGCGUUGCUGCAAGACAAGAGUCCUGCAUUCUCGCAUGUCAUGGCAACAAACACCUGACGAAAUCAUCGUUGAACCACCAAAGGUGACACCUCCUAUGAACAGCAAGAAGCGUAAAAAUUCUGCUGUGAAACCGGAUCACGUUUGGAUGCCACACAGUCACGAAGUGCGUAAUAUAAACACGAGCACAAAAUAAUAAUGUCAAAACUACAACGCUGACAAGGCGAAAACAUCACGACCAAGAUGUAUAAACAACGAAAACAAUGGUUAUUCGAAACCCAUACUAGUUCAUAUAUGGUUAUAUGCACAUAUAAUGCCGUCUAAACAUUCUCUAUAGACUUAAGCCUUUAUUUAACGUACGUGCAAACUCAUGCGGUGUGUGAUAAAAAAGUAUCCAUUUUUCUAUGCUUUUUUGGUACAAAGUGCUACGUAAUUGUUUACUAAUACU
Messenger RNA from Dreissena polymorpha, 1232 nucleotides. RefSeq lists its product as uncharacterized. Lineage: Eukaryota; Metazoa; Mollusca; Bivalvia; Myida; Dreissenidae. The record is from RefSeq and is a predicted model, not a curated record. Bases 264 to 980 code for a protein of 238 amino acids. The transcript has 5 exons.